AUGUCCGGGAGUGAUGUUGAGCACGCUUCCCGGCUCUUGGACGUCAGCCCGCGCCUAACUUCCUCGAACACCCACGAUGUUCACGAUUCCUAUUACAGUCCUCUGUCAAACAAUCCUCACCACGUCUCCCUAGCCGCACCAUCCUUCUCUCCUGUUCCUUCUUUGUCGAGUAAAACGUAUCCCGCCCAACCAAGUCUCACAAGCCUCCAACCCUACUCCCUACCUGCAACCCUUCCCUCCGACGAUCACAAGAACAAUUCUGGUCGAUCUUCACCCGAUCCCGACGACUUUUAUAGAUCGCAUUUGGCCACGGCCGAUGGUAUCGUGAAUAAGGAGGAUGCCGUGGUGGAAAACGAAAGUGACGUAAUCGCUGAGCAACGUUCUCAUCUAUCCCAGCGUGUCAGCUCGGUACCGAUACACUCGAUAGAGUCUCCGCGUGGGAAUUCGAGUCAAGGUCGUUCAGUUUCCGACUCAUCUUAUAAGGGUGUUGGCGGUAACUCUGCUUGGGGCCCUUCUGCGCGCGCCUCGACCACAAGGGCCAGACAGACGUCAUUCAAAGACCUGAUCAACAAGUUCAACAACAAUAGUGAUCAGGUUCUUCCCGUUCCUUCGUCGCUCACAGCUGGAUCUCGGGCGCCCUCAAGGCCCGCGAGCCCAACCAGUCCCGUAGCAGGGCUAUUUCGGUCAGGAGCUAUUCCUCGUUCGCGUGAAGCUCACGACACGGCCAACACGCAGGAGCUUCCACGCUGGCAUUCUCUGGACACCUUUGGCGACGAUACGUUGGAUACGGUUUCUCUUCCGCUCAGACCCAACGACCUAGGUUCAGAUAUCCUAAACAACCGCAAUUCAGAAAGCGAUUUCCGACGACCAGUCUUCGGCGAGAAGCUCAGCGUCGAUACAGGAUUUUUGAGCACUGAGUACACUGCUCCGCAUCGUCGCGGAUCUGAAGGGAAUAUACUUAGCUUGAGCCCAGCGUUCUUAGACCGCCUGGACGAUUCGUCCGGCCCAACACCGCUAACACCUACUGCUUGGUACCUUGGACGUACGCCUUUCUUGGAAGAAGUCAGUACGAUCACGGGUUCAAACAACCACAGGAGAACAAGAAGCGAUUUUGCCGGAAAUUGGUCGGUGAGCGCGGUGGCGCACCCAUCUGAUUCCCACAUGGCUGUUCCAGCCCCCUUGCAGUCUGGCUCCCAAACAUUCCAGGAGCACUCACAUACAAAAUCCCGCAUACCGAUCUCAUCUCACCGCCUUCAUUCAACAUCGGAUUCAGACGAAUCUUUAUCCCCUUCGAGGGCCGGUUUUACGGGGUCCGGAAGUCGUUCGACAGUUCGAGUUCCCCUGCCACCAAAAGGCACUAGCCGCCUUCCCAAACCGUCGCCGAAAACACAGCGAGACACGUCACAUGAUGAUCGUCAUACUUUUAUAACACCACCGCGCACCCAUGCCCGGUCCCGUCGUCAGAUACCCGAGAACAGUGGUCUUUUAGAAGCUUACAUAGCCGCACCUCCACCAGCAAAGUCGCCCCCCCUCCGGAGUUCCCGACCUCGCCAACCAGUAUCACAUACGAGCCUCCAAACUCCCCGGUCAAAAGUCGUUGAAACCGUGUCGAACUUCCAAAGACAGAUAAAUCGAGACCGAGAAUCCAGGGACUCGAGACCUCGGGAUCGCCGGCUACCAGAGCUGGGUAAUGUGGACUUCGCGACUCGACGCGAAAGAAUUCAACAGGCUUUCAAUCGCACAGUUCAAGAGAAUGAGAAAAAAGAGGAAAAGGCGGCCGAAAUUCGACGUCGAACCAAAGCAUUGGAAGAUUUGGAAGGAACGGACGCCUUUGAAUCCGAAACAUUGGAGACUGAGCAGCACGACCCAGAUGAGUCUGCUGUCGUAGACGCAUUGCCAGGUGGAAGUGAUGAGCGAUCGCAAUUGGAACAGGACUCUGAAGAGACUCGGACGAUACCCCAAUUAUACGUUGAUACAGACGUGGUACUGCCGGGGAAGCAAUCCGGUACCUUCGAUUUGCACACAACCAUGGACUCUCCCACCCUAGGGCAUCAGCCUGUCGAGCUAGGGAUUGACUGCGACACACAUGAUCCUCCCGUGUCUGCUUCAACCUCGGAUUCCAAUGAGACACAUGUCACCGCUUUCGACAUCGAGUCGCAAGUCGAAUUGAUGCAAGAUAAACAUGCCUCGCAUCGAGCAUUGUUAGAUCAGAUCAUGCACAUACGCGAGUCAAGCUCCAGCAGCUCAUCGUGCGAUGAACAAGAUUGCAGCCUCUCUGACACUGAUGAUAAAGAGUCGGUGCACAUCAUGCUACGGGGUGCGUUGGGCUUUGAUGAUCAUACCGACAAUAGCGAAAAUCAGGAGCAGUGUGAGAUCUACACGCAACAUGAAACGACUGACAAUGAGAUGUCCAACCGAUGGAGUAUCAGCUCUUGGUCGUCUUCUCUCCACAUCCAGCACUCCACGGAUGAGCAGUGCGAUGGUGGUGUUGAUGAUAUACUACAACCUCGCCGUUCCGCUGAUGAUGGUGAACUCGCAACUCAAUCAUGUUCUGCGUCUUCCAGUACGCCUUCUGUGACUGGUCAACCGCUCUCGAACCCAUUGGUACAACAAGAAACAAAGAUAGAAGCUGCGUCUCAAGCCAAUCUUUAUGCAUUCACGAGUGCACCCAGCUUGGCCAGGCUUGGGGGGUGGGAUUCCAAGCGAGUCAGCCAGCUCUAUAUUCAAGAGAUCGCUAACGGCCGAGGACUCGGACUUCCUUUGCCAGCUAUACGCGCUUCUCCGGAGCCUCAACAGCAAGACGUUCCUACGAGGCAAGAUAAUGGGUUUGAGGAUCCGACUAUGGUCCCUCGUAGCGCGGAUAUGCCCGUAUCGGAAAGCACGAGGCAUGCAGCCAGCCUAAUUAUGCGCGAUGACUGGGAGCACGCAUCGCCUUCUAUUAUGGAUUGGAUGCAGGUUGCUGCCGCCGAAGGGUCAACUCCACAAGGCGAACGAAGCGAUUCGGCGUCUAGACUCGACAGUGCGUCCACGCCACGGCUAGAGACAUCAAGCGCCCGGGUCUUACCCCAGGAAGGAAUGGAAGAACGGCUAGGAUUGGCAAUCAAUGUCCGGAUUCCGCACGGCUCAAAUCCCCACGAGCAUGAGUCUACCACUGCUCAUGAAGGGGCAACCGACAUCGUGCAGCCACCCAGUCAGUAUGAUUUGACCGCCACUUUCGCAAACCAACGCUUCAGCACCUAUAUCAAUGGGAUAUUCUCUCCUCUGGAUCCUAUAAACAGCACAGGAAGUAGUGAUAACUCUUCUUUCCAGCGGCUUGAACCCACGCUCUCCCCCGAGACACUGCAUUCAUCUGCGACUUCGCUAGCACCUUCAAGCUCUGAGCACCUCCAUUCAAAACCUCAGUCACCAUCACCGGAGCAACGGCGUUUGAAAAAGCGGCGGAACGUGAUCAAGGAGCUAGUUGAUACAGAAUACACUUUCGGCCGGGACAUGAAAGUCGUUGAUGAUAUAUACAAGGGAACCUCGAGUUCAUGUUUGGAUCUAUCAUCUGAAGACGUCAAAGUUCUCUUUGCCAACUCAGAUCAAGUCGUUCAGUUCUCACUGGCAUUCCAAGAUGCCUUGAAAGAAGCCGCUAAAAGCGUUUAUGUGAUGCCUAAGUCGCAAAGGUGGAGCAGCAAACGCAGUGCACGACACCGUCAGACUUCAAGAAGUGAAGAAAAAUCGGAAAAUACGGGUCUCUCAGACCAGGAGAAGGAUCGAAUGACAUUCAUCGGGCAAGCUUUUGUGGCGCACAUGGGCUAUAUGGAAAAGGUCUAUGCGGAUUAUCUCAAAAACCACGACGCUGCUAACAAGAAACUUCAAACUCUGCAGCGAAAUCCCAAGGUGGCGAUCUGGCUCAAGGAAUGUCGCGAUUGGGCUUCUGAUCUCACAUCUGCCUGGGAUCUGGAUUCUCUGCUUGUGAAGCCCGUUCAGAGGAUUCUGAAGUAUCCCCUGUUGCUGUCUGAACUUCUCGACUCGACACCCAAUGAUCAUCCCGACCGGGCUGCUCUCGUCACCGCUUUCGAGGAGGUGACUAACAUCUCCGUCAGAAUAAAUGAGAUGAAAAAGCGUGCAGACCUUGUAGGUCAGGUGGUCGGACGCAAACGCAAAGAAUCCGAUGUUCGGACCGGCUUGUCGAAGGCUUUUGGCCGCCGUACUGAGAAAUUAAAGCAACAAGUGGGACUUAUUGAUUUGUUUGAGGACAAAGAAUAUGAUAGUCUGUCGCAGAAGUUUGGAGAUAACUUUUUCCAGCUGCAGCUUGUCAUGCGCGAUGCAGAAUCAUACACUAAAGAAGUCCAGAGUUCGUUGGAUUGUUUCAGCGAGUUUGUCGCUGCGAUCGAAGGAUUCGUCGAUGUAUCACAAUCCAAUUAUGCCGAGCUGGAAGGGAAAUGGCGGGAGCUUAGAGUCUCUGUUCAAGCCAUCACAACGGUGGCGUUGCCCGACCAUCUUUUAGUGGUUCGAAAGAGCGUUAUCGACCCGAUGGUGGCUCUACUCAAGCUUCACGACGGUCCACAAAGAGUGAUGAAAAAGCGCGACAAGAGACUAAUGGAUUAUGUUCGUUUCAAGAGCAUUAAAGAUCGAGGAGACAAGCCAGACAAGAAGACGACUGAACAAGGGGAACAAUUCAUUGCCCUCAACGAGACCCUCAAGGAUGAGCUUCCGAAGCUAUAUGCCCUCACUGCAAAAUUGAUGGAGGCGUGCUUGAAAAACUUCGUGCAGAUUCAAACUACCUGGUUCCAUCAAUUGCAGAGGAGCCUUGGGCCUUUACUCGAAACAUUCCCUGAGGAUAUUCAAAAAAUUGUUGAGAACUGGUCCUCCAAAUUUAACUAUGCUGAAGGACAGGUACUUUCUCUUGGAAUCUGCAAUGGAUCCUUGCUUGCUGAUACCGUGAACCUUGUCAACUUUAACACGCCCUCGACCGGAGCGACAAUCAGCUCGCCUCGACGACCUUCGACAGUGAAUAGCGUCAGCACGCGAAUGGGUUCGACGGUUGAAGAAUCCCCCAAAGUAUCGCAAGAUUUCAGCAUUGGGGGCUAUCCUUUCCAUUCUCCCAGUAUUGACAGCCAAUCUCAGGUAUCUCUGGGGCGCCUCAGGGCAGACUCGGCAAUUUCCGGCCGUGCCCAUGAGUCUGCUGAAAAUUCCAGGAGCCAGAUGCUUCAACAAGUUACCAGCACGUCAACAGGGUCGCUUGCAACGUCCAACUCUAACACUGAGUCAUUCCCAAGCUUGCCUAGACUGAGCCUCGACUCCCCGUUCUUGGUCGAUGUCAUUGGCCCCUCUCAAGCGGAGACCAGGGCUGAUGCUGAGCAACAUGCGCCAUCCAGUGGCCAGUACUCGAGCUUCUUUUCCUCUGCGAUGCCAAUGUCGGACAAUCCUCAAGAGAGCACUCCAGUACAGAAUGAGCCUCCGAAAGAACCAGCCGUCCUUUUUCUCGCAGCUAGCAUCUACGAGUUCAAUAUCGAUCGUGCUCGAAGAGAAGCUGGUUACCCAUAUCUGACAUACGUUGUUGGCGAGAUUUUCGAUGUCAUUGCGGAGAAGGGCGAGCUGUGGCUGGCCAAGAACCAAGACGAUCCCGAUCGCCAGGUUGGCUGGAUCUGGAACAAACACUUUGCGAAGCUCACGAACUAG
Molecule: messenger RNA, 5667 nt
Organism: Aspergillus saccharolyticus JOP 1030-1
Lineage: Eukaryota; Fungi; Ascomycota; Eurotiomycetes; Eurotiales; Aspergillaceae
Product: putative Rho guanyl nucleotide exchange factor
Exons: 2
Coding region: 1-5667 (1888 amino acids)
Biological process (GO): intracellular signal transduction
Cellular component (GO): cytoplasm
Molecular function (GO): guanyl-nucleotide exchange factor activity; protein binding
Source: RefSeq, a predicted model, not a curated record